AACAGAAUUCAUGAAAAGUGUUGAUGUGACUCACACACGAUGUGUGUUUAUGUGUAACAAGUGAAUCAAGUGUUUAAGCUCCUCCUCACUGUCUUUAUAAGCCUCAGUGUUUCUUCUCCUCACACUCCCGCCCUGCUCACCUCUCAGCUGGACUGUAAGGAACGUUUACAGCUCACACUGACAACAUGCUGGGGAUCCUCUGCACUCUGCUCACUGCUCUCACAUGUAAGAUAUUCAUUCAUUCAUUUCAUGCUCCAUGUUUUCAUGCACAAACCUUUCCCCUGACUUUUCUCUGUGUGUUGACAGAUGUUGAUGCAGCGAUAGUGCUGACUCAGACGCCUGCUGUCCACUCAGUUUCUACAGGACAAGAGGUUGUCCUCAACUGCAACAUUCAGAGAGAUGAUGGAUAUUCUGUGUCAUGGUAUAAACAGGUUCCUGGUGAAGCUCCUCAGUAUGUUCUCAGUUUUUACCAUACGCACAGUUCUCCAGACUUUGGAUCAGGAUUCUCUUCAGACCGGUUCAACUCUAAAUCCUCUUCAGACACAGAAUACCAGUUCAUCAUAAAGCGUUCAGAGACAGGAGACUCUGCUCAGUAUUACUGUCAGACAUGGGAUGACUCUGCUAGUGAAGCUGUAUUCGGACAAGGAACCAAGCUGAUUGUGACAAGCUCCAGCCUCCGUCCUCCCGUCCUCACUGUCUUUCCUCCGUCCAGUGCUGAGCUGCAGUCCAACAAAGCCUCUUUGGUCUGUCUGUCCAGUCAGUCUGGGCCUUUUGCAGAUGUGACCUGGAUGUCUGGAGGGAGUCCAGUGGUCACUGGGAUCUCUACCAGCACCGCUGUUAAGCAACCUGAUCAGACGUUCCACAUCAGCAGCUAUCUGGCCAUCCAGGCGUCAGACUGGAACAUGGAUAAGGUUUACACAUGUAAAGUGUCUUUGGGCUCCCAGACUGCAGAGAAAAACAUCAAGAAGUCUGAGUGCCUCACUGAACAACAGUAGAGGAGCAGAAGGACCAUUUAACAUCUGCUUCUUCCCUCUUUGUGCUGUUUAUUCAUCACGAGCGUUAUAUGUUAGAACAUGUGACUCCACGCUUGUAGUACAUGUUGUUGACAGUUAGGUAGAGGUGUUGUAUCCGCUUUGCAAACGGUAAAAUGUAGUAAAACCUUUUGAAUAAAAAGCAUUUUGUAAAACAACA
Messenger RNA from Gasterosteus aculeatus aculeatus (three-spined stickleback), 1191 nucleotides. Lineage: Eukaryota; Metazoa; Chordata; Actinopteri; Perciformes; Gasterosteidae. The record is from RefSeq and is a predicted model, not a curated record.